ACAGUAUAUUUUCAGGACCAUUUCAUGUCCGUUAUUUACUUACAUCGCUGUUCAUCUAAUUCCUAAAUGGAGCAAUCUCCAAGGCAAAGGACGCUAAGCGAGCAAUCCUAUUGUCCUAGCGCUACACAUAUGACCAGAUGAAGUCUGUUAAAAGCGAAUUCCGGUCAUCCAAUGUAAAAAACUUUAACAAGGUGGUGUCUGAGCAAGUGGAUCCAGUCUACCGGGAGUAUUUGAUGCAGCUGAGAGACAGGAAUCGCAUACGUUUCCUGAUACAGAGGCGGAGUCGUGAAUCCAUACGUCGAAUCAGACUGGAGCAGGGUUUCAAUUUAUACCUCAAUUUGCCACUUCCUAAUGAGGUGACUGACCACCAAAUUGGAUGUGAAAAAGUCGCUCAUUCAGCUCGUGGACCAAAACUUUCACACGUAAGUCUUUUUAGUGAUUGUCCAGAUGGCCGGACAAAGCGAACGACAAGUGCUCCAGUGAAAGGGAAGCGUCCACAGAGAAGAAAAGUGUGGGGUGAAAUGUUUAUGCCCUCUUCAAACGAUGAAUGCAAAGUACAGGAGCGCUCCUUUCAUUCACCUGCUGUUUUUCCCACACCCAUGGAGGUUGUGACUCCUCAGCUGAAUAGUCUGUGUUUACAAGAUGCACCUGUUAUCUUUGACCAACCUAGACUUGAUAGUAGUGAACUUAUGUCUCUUCAUAGAAUCUCGUUUACGUUUGAUGUUCUCAGUAAUUUGGGCGAUGAGAGGGAGGUCUGCGUGGAAGCUAUACAAUUGUCAAUAGAUGAACGGAGUAUGAUUCCACUUCAGGCCGACGGCAUCCGAUGUACUCUUUUGUGUAAUUCCGAAGAGGAGGGACCGGAGCUGUAUUGUCCUGGAGUUCAGAAAAUUUUGACCACGCUAAGCAAUACCACAGACGCAGCCAGUGUGUGGAGCACUAGUGUUCAUAACAUUCCUUUUCGAUUACACGCUCAUUUCGCUGUGUCCAAAAGACAAGGAAGUGCAAUACAGAACGUUUUCUUAAGCAUUGCUAACCCGUCUGUGCCCAGUAAGAAAAAAGCUGGUAUUGGUUUAUUUCGGGUGAAUCUUACUCUCCCUUACUCAUCCAAAGUCACUGUUUUUCACGGCGAAGCAAAGAAAGCCGAUGAUGGUGGGGUGAUUAUUUUCACAAUACCAAUUAACGGCUCUUCAAACAUUCCGUUAAAUGAGACGCCCGCAAAACAGCAGUCAGAUAUUUGCAACACGACAACCCAUUCGGAAAACCUAGUCCAGCCAAUAAGUGGAAAAUCGAGAUACACUGACCCUUUUUCCAGUUGGUUUGAUGAUAUUCAAUCAGGGCGUUGUGGCGUGGCACUGGACAUAGAGAAACCAGAUUUGAUGCAACCGAGCCGUAUGGAAAUUAUCAGGAAGAAUAUAUUGACAACCGGACGGGCACUUCUUAACUCGUUACUGGAGGAAUCUUGGAACUCAUUGGAAUUCUUUGACCAUUUUCACGCUGGUCGCAUUGCCUCAGGGCUAGAUUAUUUUCCCGCUGAGUCCUGCGAAAGAUUCACUGUUAAUAAAAGUGGUAUUUGCGACAAAGCGGAAAAGGUGGAAGACACCCCUAGUGAGUCGAACGAAUGUGUUUUGACACAUACAAAGGACGGAGAUAUAUCUGCGUUCUUAUCGAAAAUUCCGUAUCCCGCCCGACCAUUCAAUCUGGACAUCUGCAUCCCGGAGUUGCCUGAAGGACGAACCCUAAUCUUUGAUAUUGUGAACACGUGGGGUGAUGCAUACUAUGUGGGUUUAACUGGAAUCGAGGUGUUCACUUCUGAUGGGACAAAUAUCACAUCUUUUUGCCAAAUUUCAGCUGAGCCUUCGGACAUAAAUAUACUUCCGGAAUAUGGGCAUGAUCCGAGAGUUGUAGAGAACCUUAUAGAUGGCAUUAAUUGGACAAGAGACGACACACACAUGUGGCUUGCUCCUUAUACAGCUGGGGCCAGACAUAUAAUAGAGCUAACACUUCCCGCCUGGUCCAGUCCCGUUGCUUUAGUCCGGAUAUGGAAUUAUAAUAAAUCCCGAGUACACACUUCCCGAGGUGCACGUGAUGUGAUCAUCUAUCUUGAUGUUAAUCCCAUAUUCAUGGGGGAGAUCCGUAAAGCAUCUGGACUUGAGUCUGGUGAAUUGGAGGAUUUUAGUGAGACCAUACUUUUUACCACUGACGAUGCGAUUCUGGAAAAAGUGGCUCAAAAUGACUCAGCGAUUCAAUGCCAAGGAGCCCAAAUGGUGGAAAUUUCUUUAGAGGAACCAACAACAUGCCCUUUGCUUGAGGAUAAAGAAAAAACUGUGCACAAUUUUGACAAUUCUGUCACCAGUGACAUACGUAUAAACAAGGCGUUAAAACGGUUAUCACUGUCAUGCAAUGAGAAGGUCGACUAUAUUGAAAUUACUCUUCUCGAUACAUGGAUAAAGGGAGCUCAAAGAAUAGGCCUAACUGGACUGGAAAUUUUAGACAAAAACCAAGAGCCGAUCCCAAUCCAAGAAAUAAGACUAUGCAAGGCGGACGAACUAGAUCCGCUACCGUUGAACAGACUUUUCGGUCCUCAAAUGGAAACGGAUAAGACAGAGGAGAUGUGGUCCUGUACGUUUACACCUGACUCUCCGCCAAAACUCUGCGUGAAGCUCCCUCCUAAAAGUGAUGCUCAUAGUAUCUGUCUCUGGAAUUACAACGAUCGACGGUUAGGAAAAGACUACGGGGUGAAGUUGAUAAAACUUACAGACAACCUGGGGAACAACUUUUGUCACCGAAGCAAAGGUGGGGUUAUGUUGGUGCGUAGGGCACCGGGGCACACAGAGUAUCCUUUCGGCCAACUGCUGCAUUUAAAAAAAGAUUCAUUUUUAACUCGUAUUAUAACAGCGCCAUCUGUCAACUUAUACAGCGAUAAUAUACUGCCAUACGGCUUUGUUUACCAAGUGAAAAUAUAUUCCAGCUGGUACGACCCGCACUACGUCGGUCUGAAUAGGCUUGAGCUUCUCUCCAUCACAGGAUCCUCAAUCGCAAAGGAACAAUUUUCUAUAUACGCAUCGCCUGAUCCCAUGAUUUCUGUUGAUCAUAACACUAAGAUAUGCAAAAUCGUUCGAAAAGUGAACAAUUCAGUGAGUGACGCAAACAGUGGAUCAAACGUGGAAAACCAUAGCUGGUUUAUACCUUUGCUUCCCGACAAGCUACCGACUAUCCAUAUCAUAUUCAACGAACCAGUCUUACUUGUUGGAAUGCGGAUUUGGAACUGUACUAGCAUAGUAGGACGUGGAGUGCGCGACUUUGCAGUGCUUAUUGACGAGCGGUCUGUAUUCUGCGGUCGUCUCCCAAUGGCGAGACCUAAAGUGUAUCAGACAAGUGAGUGUCCUAGUUCCGAUUCUACGACUUGUGGCGGAACUCAGCAGACAGAAAACGGACUUCUUCAAUGUUCUCUUGGCUACGUUCACGGUCACCCUAUGCCCUAUGUGGUGCCUUUUGACAUUGAUAGGAUUAAACUUCUCGGGAUAGAUAACGGACUUAUUCUACAAGCAACAAAACCAGCAGAAUUGACCGAUAUUCUACCCGUAAGUGACUCAGCGGAACCUACAACAUAUGUUACAGAUCAGGAGACUUUCUUGGAGAAGUCUGGUUUACAUCUCUUUUGCAGUGCAGCUCAUUCAGUCCGGUCAGAAAAACGAGUGUCGGAAUGUAUUAGCUGAUGUCUUAUAACCACAUACGCAGAUACUAUUAAGAAACAGUUCAACUUCCCGAGUGAUGAUCUCAUCUGGCUACAUCGUUGCACAAAUUAUUUGUGAUCAUUAUAUUUAUGCAAAAUCCUUGUGUAUAUUUUUGUUCAGUGCAUUUUCUUGUGUGAUUUCAGUUUUACGGGCAUAAGAGCAAUGAGGUUUCCUUGUAAUUAAACGUUCCAGAUACCAAGAUUAACACCGAACCUUUACGAAAACUGUUGCGUCACACUUUUCAUGAGCUAUUCGGGCUUUAUAUAUUACAGUACUUUGUGCUUUUUCUCGCCCCCUUUCUGGUACGUUUGUAAGUUUUUGCAUGUAUGCAUUCAGUAAGCUUUUAUCUGACCUCGGAAAUGCCAAAGAAAAGUAAAUUAUUUUAUCUUGGCGCAUUCGAACUUGCCACGUGCCAGCUAGGCUAUCACGUGAAAUAACCGCACUGCUUUUAAUCUAUCUUCUUGUGAAAUGGACUGUGUUGUGUAGAGGGUGGACGUUAGUUUAACGGGGGAUCCUUUAGGGUAGAUAGUAGUUCAACGCCUCAUUAGGGGAAGCUGAGUUAUUGGCAUUUCAUUCUCACCUGAAGUGCUUAAUGGGUAAUGAAACCCUUCU
This is a messenger RNA of Dicrocoelium dendriticum, 4346 nucleotides long. The record is from the annotation of a GenBank genome assembly. NCBI's taxonomy places the organism in Eukaryota, Metazoa, Platyhelminthes, Trematoda, Plagiorchiida, Dicrocoeliidae.